Messenger RNA from Lactuca virosa, 2972 nucleotides. The record is from the annotation of a GenBank genome assembly. NCBI's taxonomy places the organism in Eukaryota, Viridiplantae, Streptophyta, Magnoliopsida, Asterales, Asteraceae.
AAAGAACAUACUAAAAUCCGUCGCUAUUUGGGGAACGAGGGCGCCGGUGUACGAGCACGGCAAUACACUCCGCAACUUAUCUAAGAACACCGAAGAAACACCAUGAACACCGUCAUCUCUCGGUUCAUCAUUCACAGUCUACUACCUCAAAAUGCUCCGAGCUUCACCAGGCUUCACGUCCACUUCAUAUCAUCUCCUCCUCGUCGGAGAUUCGGCACAGUUGCUGUUUCCCAUUCUCCCGACGUUAGCGACGAGAGGAUGGUGGUGGUUGGUGGUGGAGCUGCUGGAAUAUAUGGAGCAAUUAGGGCUAAGACUUUGGCUCCCAAUCUUAACGUUAUCGUGAUUGAAAAAGCAAAGCCCUUGGCAAAGGUCAAAAUAUCAGGAGGUGGUCGUUGCAAUGUCACAAAUGGCCAUUGUCCCGAUAAUAAGAUUUUGGCAGAAAAAUACCCAAGAGGUAGUAAAGAAUUCAGAGGUUCAUUCUUCAAUGUUCAUGGUCCAGGUGACACCAUGUCCUGGUUUUCUGAUCAUGGUGUCAAAUUAAAGAUUGAGGAAGAUGGAAGGGUCUUCCCUGUGACUGACAAUUCAUCUACAAUAGUUGAUUGCCUUUUAAAUGAAGCAAGACAAAGAGGAGUUACACUGCAGACAGGAAAAUCUGUCACAUCAGCUUCUAUUUCUCAAAGUGGAAAAUUUACACUCAAAAUUGAGAAACGUACAAUUGAUUAUGUGGAUUUUGUUGAAGCUGAUUACUUAUUAAUAGCUAGUGGCAGCAGUCAACAGGGUUAUAAUCUUGCUAAUCAACUUGGACAUUCUGUAAUUAAACCAGUGCCAAGUUUAUUUACAUUCAAGAUUGAUGAUAUCCAGUUGACAGAGUUAUCUGGGAUUACAUUUCCAAAAGUGAAGGCAAGUUUAAAGCUUGAAUCUUUGAAGAAGAACAUUCCACAGCUUACCCAAGUUGGGCCAAUGUUAGUCACACAUUGGGGACUUAGUGGGCCCGUAAUUCUUCGUUUAUCUGCUUGGGGGGCUCGUGAUCUCUUUGAUUCCAAUUAUAAAGGAACACUUCUUGUUGACUUUUCUCCCGAUCUUUCAAACGAAGAUAUAAAGGCGUUACUAUCUCAACACAAAAAACAAUUUCCGAAACAAAAAGUAGGUGGUUCAUAUCCUCAAGAAUUUGGGAUCAUGAAACGAUUUUGGAAAUAUUUGUUGAAUCGUGAGGGUAUUGAUGAAGAUAUAUUAUGGGCUUCCAUUUCAAAUAACUCAUUGAUGUCGAUUGCUACUUUAUUAAAGCAAUGCUCUUUUAUAGUGAAAGGAAAGGGCCAAUUCAAGGAUGAAUUUGUUACAGCUGGAGGUGUUCCAUUAUCUGAGAUUUCACUGAAAACAAUGGAGAGCAGGAUUCAAUCGCGUCUGUUCUUUGCUGGAGAGGUGCUGAAUGCUGAUGGGAUCACUGGAGGUUUUAAUUUUCAGAAUGCUUGGUCAGGUGGGUAUAUAGCAGGAACAACCAUAGGCCAGCUGGCGACCAGUGCCACAUCAGCACCUACUUUGAAGCAACAAGCGGCAUGAGGGUGUAAAACAAUCCACAUUUUUGACCUCCUUGAAAGUGGUCCUUCAACUCUCACACAGUCUUAAAGUACACUGAGCUGGCACCAAGAAGAUAUUGUUGGUCGCGUUGAGACAGGAGUAGAAAAUGAGGAAGACGUAAAGCCAUUGGAGGAGAGGUCCUUUUGGGUUAAAUAUGUGGGUAAUCUUUUUUUUUUUAGCAUAUGAAGUCCGUGCAAGCGAUGAUAGAGUAGAAGUAAUCUUACCAGUUCUUUGAAGCAUUUCAUCAAGCAAUUGAUGUGCGUCAUCAAAUAAGCCAAAUAUCAACAACAAAAGUAAUCCAACCCCUCUUUCAAUGAGUACCUUUUUAAUCCACCAAAAUCUGAAAAUAGAAAUACAUUUAAGAUGAUAUUCAAUUUUACUAAGAAAAACAUUUCUUGUUAUCAAUUGAUAACAUCAUAACAAACAACUGGAUUCACUGUCAUUAUAAAUGAAAGAAGACAUGAUUUUAGAAAGAAAGGGUAGAAUUGAAAAACUUAUUCUUCCACAACAUCCCCUCGCACUUGAACUACUUCAACCAACUCCUUAGGUGGUGUAAUCUUUGUAAGAAGAACUUCUGUAAACACAAAUUAGAUCGUUAAAAUGAAACAAAGACAUAAAAAUGGGUUUUUUUUUGUUGUCAGAAUAUGGCGAUUACCUGUUUAUACUCUCUGAAUAUUUCAUCUUUGUUUUCCCAUAAUCUUUCCCUUUUAGGUCUGGUACUGCAGGUUAUUAACCUAUUUAAAUUGUUACUUCUACUUUCACUGCCUUUAUUGUGAGUACAGAAUGUUGAUGAUUAGAAGCAAGGAACAAAUUUCUUCAAUCGAUCAUACUAUACCUUCAAUAAAUGAAAAAGAAGAGUUUAGAAUAGAAAAAAGACGGAUGAAUUUACCUUGUAUCAGUCGAAUGAUGGUGAAAGCGGUGGAGGCACAUGGGUGUUGUCUUCAUGGUUCCUCUUGCAGAAGAAGGGAAGCGAGAACCCCCUGGUUCGCUUUAUGUUGCCCACUCUGGAUUUCCUUCAACCAAAAACCCUCUUUACCUCUUUUCAACGGACCAGGUGGGCAAUAUUUGUCCAAAUCAAGCGUGUGACACCGACGUUUGCUGUCUGCGUCGUUGGUAGGGUUGCUUCUCGGCGUGGAGACGAUGGUUCGAUUCUGCCGAGAAUAACCAAGGUUGAGAGAAGAGUAACCAAGAUUGAGAGAAGAGUGAGAAAGUAAUUGGAUGAGAUAGGCGGUGGCAAAUAAAUAAACUGCAAAAAAUAGUAUUCGUCCAAAGGGCGGCAAACGAUAAGAAGCGAAGAUAAGGACGACAAAACAUAUGAAGUUGGUGCUGCAGAAAGGAAAGCAAAACCUCAAUGUCAAAAUAACGAAAACUUAAACUUCCGUCAGUCCGUGGCCAUG